Harmonia axyridis is the source of this 3742-nucleotide messenger RNA. RefSeq lists its product as uncharacterized. The record is from RefSeq and is a predicted model, not a curated record. The transcript has 6 exons. Bases 68 to 3676 code for a protein of 1202 amino acids. Lineage: Eukaryota; Metazoa; Arthropoda; Insecta; Coleoptera; Coccinellidae.
UUAAUGUAAAUUUCGAUUAGGGUAAGCCAAUUUUUCCAUUGAUUUGUUGUUGAUCUGACACGAAGAGAUGAAGCUCGGUUUUCCAGAUAUUUCCUUUUUUAUUUCAGUUUUAUUAUAUUUCAACAAACAUAUAUUGUGUGAAAGUAGUGAAAAAGUUCUAUUGGACCUAUCUGACUCAUCUGAUGUAUCAAGUCAGGUCAAGCAAUUUGCAAGUAUUAUUACUGAGUCUUUGGAGGAAGUGGAGAAUCAUUUGAGGGAAGAUGGAGUAGCUAAAGUCACCUAUGAAAUAAAACCUCCUCGUAACGCCAACAGCAGUCUGAGCACGAUUUUGAUGAAAACAUUGAAAGAAACUAUUGCUAAGGUUGCCCCAUCCUUGCAGUAUACAAUAACUUCUGGAUUUGUUUCAGAAUUGAAUGAGGAUGAUCAUGAGAUCAAACUGCUCGAAUAUGAUGCGACUUUUACAAAAAAUGAAAAUGCUGAUCGAAAGCAAGUACUUGAUGCCAGCACUUAUAGAAUGGACAAGGACAGUUUGAACAUCGUGUUCGGACAGAAUCCUGAAGCUUAUAAUAUGAAUAUUCGAUUUCCACCAAACACAGAUAACGAUUUGGCUUCGAAAGUACGAAAAGCUUUGAACGAUUUGUUGCUAAAAAGACAGAAAUUAGCAAACGAAAGAAAACUUAAUAACACACCUCGUGUAUACACACACAGGUAUACACCGGAAAACAAAGUCAAGCAAGUAGCCACGAGUUUCAAAACAACUGAAUUUCCAGGGAAUAGAAAAAAAUCUGAAAUACCUGAAUCAACAGAAACCUAUCAAAAUGUUUAUCAGAAUAGCCCAAGUGAGUCAGAAAUAUUAGAAUCAACAGAAAUAGUAGGCGACGAAAAUGAUUAUCAAUAUUCCAGUAGUCAAAAGGAAAUAACUCGGGAUGAUGAGUUGUCAGCAAGAGCAAAUCGUCAAUUUGAAGAUCAGAAUUCGAGUAGUGAACAGGAAACAACUCAAGAUAAGAAGUUAUUAGCAAACGCAAAUCGCUCAGUCGAUCAUCAGUAUUCGAAGCGUAAGCAGAUAAUAUUUAGAGAUGGAAGGUUACGUUCAAGAACAAACCGUCGAUUAGAUGAUCAGUAUUCAAGUGGGGAGCAGGAAACAACUCAAGAUGAUAAGCUAACAGCAAGAGAAAAACACCGAUUCAAUGAUCAUAAUACAAAGCGCCAGCAGAAAAUAACUAGAGAUGGAAGGCAACCAGCACGAUCAAAUCAUCCAAAAAAUGUUCAGUAUAAAACAUUCAAAUCAACUAGAGGUGGUAGAAUACCAGUUAUACCAAAUCGAUUAAAUAAUCAGUAUUCAAGUGGGAAACAGAAAACAACACAAGAUGAGAAGCUACGAGCAAGUGAAAAACACCCAAUCUCUGAUCAACAAUCAAAGCGAAUGCAGAAAACAACUAGAGGUGGAAGGCUACCAGCAAGAGCUGAUAGUCCAUUAGAUGAACCGUAUCCUAGUGUUCAGCAGGCAAAAAAUCAAGAUGAAAAUCUACCAGCAAGAGAAAAACAACCAAUCUAUGAUCAGAAAUCAAAGCGUAGGCAGAAAGCAUCUAGAGGUGGAAGACUACCAGCAAGAGCUUAUAGUCCAUUACAUGAACCGUAUCUUAGCGUUCAGCAGGCAAACAAUCAAGAUGAAAAUCUACCAGCAAGAGAAAAACAACCAAUCUAUGAUCAGAAAUCAAAGCGUAGGCAGAAAGCAUCUAGAGGUGGAAGACUACCAGCAAGAUCUGAUAGUCCAUUAGAUGAACCGUAUCCUAUUGUUCAGCAGGCAAAAAAUCAAGAUGAAAAUUUACCAGCAAGAGAAAAACAACCAAUCUAUGAUCAGAAAUCAAAGCGUAGGCAGAAAACAACUGGAGGAGGAAGGUUUUCAGCAAGAUCAGAUGGUCCCUUGUAUGAACCAUAUUCUAGUGUUGAGCAGGAAAUAAAUUCAGAUGAAAGUUCACAAGAAAGUCCAAAUCAUCUAAUCGAUGAUCAGUACUCGAAGCUUCAGUCUGAAACAAAUCGUCGUGUAGGAUCACCACCAAGAUCAGAUGAUCCGUUGGAUGAAUCGUAUUCUAGUGUUCAGCAGGAAACAAAUCCAGAUGAAAGUUUAACAGCUAGAAGAAAUUCUCCUUAUGAUUAUAAAUAUUCAAAGCGACCAACAAGAUAUUAUCGUAAAUUCAGUGAUCAGUAUUCAAGAGGUCAACAGGACAAAAGACCUGUUGGACGGUCGUCAAAAGUAAAUGGUAUAAUUAAUGAAAUAGAUUCCCCAUCUGCUGAAUUGAAUAGCACACAGAGCGAUGAGUUAUCGAAAGAAUUAAAUCAAGACAACAACAACAAACCAGUCAAAGAUGAAGAUAUAUCAGCAGGAUCAAAUCCUCCAUAUUCUGAUGAAAUUUUAGAGAAUGAGUUACAAAACGCUGAAAAAGAGCUCGAAGCUCAGAAUUCAAAGGUUACAAGGGAAGAAACUCAAAGAGAUAUAUCACCAGAGUCAAUUCCUCAAUAUUCUAAUCAAAUUUUAGAGAGUGAUUUGGAAACCACUUUAGGUGAGAAGCGAUCAGGAGGAUCAAAUCCUUCACUUGGCUCUCAGGAUUCGAAGUAUAAAAUGAAAAAAAUUCAAGGUGAUAAUACAUCAAUGGAAUCAGCUUCUACAUUAGGUGAUCAAAAUUCGAAAGAUGAACUAGAAAGCUUCCAAGGUGUUGGGAAAUCAGCAGGAUCAAAGCCUCCAUUUGAUUCAAACAAUGACAUGGAAACAACCCAAGGUUAUAUGCCAGUUGCAACACCAAAGACUCUUCUUGAAGAUCAGAAAUCAAAUGGUGUAAUGGUAUCAACACAAGCAGCCGGCUCAUCAGUAACAGAAAUGUCUUCACUUGAGGAUCAAUAUUCAGAAGAUUUAUCGAAUUCAAAUAGAAUUUCUUCGAGACCAAUCCAGAUAUCAAAUUCCAAUUCUUCUUUAAAAGAACCAAUUAUCACCGAAUUUAUACGUCAAAUGAAAGAAUGGAAGAAAAAAGGCCCUAACACUAUUUUGCUCACCUUCAACAUGAAAAAACACACACUGACCAACACAGAAAUGGACCAAAUAGUUGAAGACAUUUAUUUAGAUUUGGUGGACAUCGAACCAAAAUGUCAUAUUCAUCCAGCCCACUUCAAGCUUAUCAACAAUACGGAAAUUUCAAUCGAAGUGAUGGUAGAUCUGCCCCCCGAAAAAGAAAUAUUUAAGAUGCUGGAGAGAUUCCCAAAUGUUGAGAAUAAUUCUGUUGAACUUGUAUCCAGAAAAGGCAUAGACGUUGACUAUUUGUACUCUAGAAUCGAGGAAAUCAUGGAAUACAAACUUUUUAUGGCAAGAACAGCGAAUAGUGGGCAAAGAAUAUUCUUGGAAUUACCAUUCAAAUUGAAGAGCAAAUUGGGAAGAAGCAAUAGGAAAUUCUUUGUUAUACUCCUUCAUGAAAUGACUCAAUAUUUCAACAAUAUACCAGGCGUUAAAUUUGAAAAUUACAAAUUGAUUGAUGGCAAUGACUUCAAAUUUAAACUUCUGGUGGUUAAGAUUUCCAUGAGAUACUCUUAUACGCAAGCACAUGAGGGUUUAGCAGCAGUUCCAGAGAAGCAGGGUGAGAAGAAGAGAUGGAAUAAAGAGCUGGGACGUAUUUGGACUAUCUUCUGAUUCAGCGAAUUUAGUUUUUGCGUCGUUAUUUGAAGUGUAAUUCUGAAAAUAAAAUAGUUCUAAUUU